GUCUGGACUGGUCGCCAUAUUAAACCUGACGGAAUCGGCGACGGUCCGCGGUAGGGAUCGCGAGGGGGCCCUUUCCAAAACAAAUCCCGAUAUACACCUUCAUUUCCCUUUUUCGCCCCGGAAAUCAUUUAUGCAUCGGACUGAAUAAGGCAGUGUGUUCUCAGACAGGUGUUGUCUGGGACGGAGGUUUUGUUUUAGUGUGUUUGAGAGGGAGAGAUGAGUACUUUGACCCAGCGGAGCUCCGGCCUGGUGCAAAGACGCACCGAGGCUUCGCGCAGCGCUGCUGCCGCCGACAGAGAGCGCGGAUCCGGCGACGAGGACUACGAGCCCCGCCGCGGAGAAGAGCCGGAAGACGAUGACAGCGGCGACUCCAAAGAAACCAGACUCACACUGAUGGAGGAAGUGCUGCUGUUGGGCUUAAAAGACCGAGAGGGUUACACCUCUUUCUGGAACGACUGCAUUUCGUCAGGCCUGAGAGGCUGCAUGCUCAUUGAGCUGGCAUUACGAGGGAGACUGCAGCUGGAGGCCUGUGGCAUGAGGAGGAAAAGCCUGCUUGCCCGGAAGGUUAUAUGCAAGUCUGAUGCUCCAACAGGGGAUGUGCUGCUGGACGAGGCUCUGAAACAUAUAAAAGACACCCAACCGCCUGAAACCGUGCAGAGCUGGAUAGAGUUACUCAGUGGUGAAACAUGGAACCCAUUAAAGCUUCAUUAUCAGCUGCGUAAUGUCCGAGAGCGCCUGGCCAAAAACCUAGUGGAGAAAGGUGUCCUCACCACAGAGAAACAAAACUUUCUUCUUUUCGACAUGACCACACACCCCCUCACCAAUAAUAAUAUAAAGCAGCGCCUUAUAAAGAAAGUGCAGGAGUCCGUGCUGGAAAAGUGGGUGAAUGACCCACACCGAAUGGACAAGCGCCUUUUGGCUCUAAUAUUCCUGGCCCAUUCGUCUGACGUCCUGGAGAACGCGUUCGCCCCGCUGCUGGACGACCAGUACGAUCUGGCCAUGAAGAGAGUACGACAGCUGCUGGACCUGGAGCCUGAGGGCGAGAGCAUGAAGAACAACGCCAAUGAGCUGCUGUGGGCGGUGGUGGCCGCCUUCACCAAAUGAAGCAGCACUUCUGACAAAUACAACGCUUGGACUGGUAAAAUCAGGUUUGAGAAGUGGUGGAUGAAAGUGGAGUCUCGUUUUUUUUUUUUUUUUCCUUCCUUGUAGAUAAAUCUCCCUUCCUCACUUUUCUCCCUGCAAGAUCUAUCAUUGGGUUUCUCUCUCUUGUUGGAAAAGGGGACCAGUUUAUUUUGAGUGCCGAUGAGUACCUUCUCACGUUACGUUUUUAGCAUCGUUGCACAAGAUGGCUUGUUUUUGUUUUUCAAUGUUUUCAUGCUUGGGAUAUCUGUCGGGUGCUUGACCGACUAGAAAAUAUUCAAGAAUUUGAUUUCUGUUUUGUCAUCUAAUUGGGAUCCAUUUGUUACAGAAGCUGUGUAUAUUCCACAGUGGUACGGCGCAACCGAUGCUAAUCUGAAAAUAAAUACACUAAAGUGUUUAUUUUUUAAGUCGAUUUGUUGUCAGUUUGUCUAAUAAGGAAGGCUGAAGAGUAACCAAAAAAAGGUCAUCAGGGUUAGUCCUGUUGGAAUGAUAGAUAAGUUUGUGGAAAGGGUGCUAAUGCUAACAGCUAACAUUCGCGCUGCUGAAAAAAAAGCCCUGUUUAUACCUGUUGUUAAGAAGUGUUUUGGUCAAUCAGUUUGGGUGUUUAAAUCCAUCUCCUUUGUAAACUUUUGACUACUUUGUGUCUGUAAGAAGUAGAGCCGUGGUGAAAAAUUUAUUUGAGAAAUCGAUUCUCGGAUUUUCAAAAUGCAUCGUUUUCUCCGGAAUAGAUUCUGUGCUUAAUUUUAACAGCAGAUGGCGCUGUUUGAUUUACUCUCCUUGCAUUCAGUUCCUUACAAAAACCGCUUGAACUUAAAAUAAUUAAAGUUAGGAAUAGUUUUAGAGAAUUACAAAAUUGAUCAUCGUAAACUGACCAAAAGAUAAACUUGCCCAGGCACUGGGCGAAAAAUUCACAGGCAAAAACAAAAAAUGCAUAGGCACUCUUUCUUGUGAGCAUUUGAGUGUAUGAUUGAAAAUGAGCCUAGAGCACCACCUGCUGUUAAAAGCAGCUGUAAGUUCAGACUCUAUUGAACAGCACUGCAUUUAGAAAAUUUCAGAAUUGAUGCAAAAUCAAUGUCUUGAAUUAGUUUUUUUCCACGGCUCUAAUAUUAUGUUAGGAUAGAAAGUAUAAUAGGAUGUAUGAGCUUUUUGCACAGUUUACAGACAAGUGUGAAGGGAAAUGAUGAAAAAUGAUGCUGUGAGCUGUCGACUUUGUUCUGAUAGACACAAAACUAUGCAGAACAUUUCUUCAAUUAUUUUACAUGAGGUUUAGGAGAAUAGUUGAAACGCAUUCCACCACAUAAGCGUUUACACUUUAAGAGUCAAAUGCGUUUUCACCUAUAUUUGAAGUUAAACAAACGUUCACAGAUUGAUGAAAAUGUCUCUUAAAUGGAUGGAUCACGCAAAAAUGAAAAGUUGUUUACUCACCAUUCACUUGUUUAAAACUUAUUUGAGUUUCUCAUACUUGUCAACAUUGAGAUGUAAAAAUAGGGCAUACCCCCAGAAAUUAAAUCGUCGUAAAAUCUCCUUCACUUUUUAUUCACUGUAAAUAUUGAUUAAAGUUACUAGACUUAUUUACUGAAGAUCAACGAAUCUCUCAUUUUGAUCCACUUUUUAGUUUGUUUGUUUUUUUAUAACAGAGGUUAGAAGAAUUUAAGAAUCCACAGAUAAUGAAAGCAUUCGAUUACUUUCGUAACUGUUUAUGCUCAUUUAAGAUAUAAUUAUUUGUUUUUAAAAAAAAAAUAACGCCAGGAUGGAUUUGUUUACAUAUUAUUAAGUGUAUUUUUCUGUUCAAUAAUACACCCAAAUCCAUAAGUUUCACUUCUCUUUAAUUCGAGUGUACCGAAGCUGAUCUGGGAAUAGUGUCUUUAUAUGGAGCACGUCCAUCAGUCAGCAUCGUUAAGGCUCAUUUACUUGAUUGAUUCAGAGGCUGCAUAUACUACCUGACAAAAGUCUUGUCGCCUAUCCAAGUUUGCGGAACAACAAAUAAUAAUUUGACUUCUAGUUGAUUAUUUGGUAUCAGAAGUGGCUCAUAUGAAAGGCAAAGGCCUCUAAAUUACGCUUAUUUUACCAAAAUAAAAUAUGAUCAUGUCUUUAUUUUUAAUUAUUUCAUUAGGACAGUAAGGUCUGACUUUGCUUAGACAAAAGUCCUGUCACUUGUCACAGAAAUAAUGUACAGUAUAGAAUAUAAAGUCAUGGUGCAGUGAGAAAAGAAUUAAUAUUGUGUGUGACUCCCAUCAGCUUGGAGAACUGCAUCUAUACAUCUCUGCAAUGACUCAAAUAACUUAUUAAUAAAGUAAUCUGGAAUAGCAAAGAAAUUAAGAUUCUUUAGAUUCAUCUUCGAUGCCGCCUCCAUUUUACCCCAGAAAUGCUCAACAAAUGUUCAACAGAUGAUUCAUUGGAAAAAUCUACCUUCUGUCACUUUUCCAAAUGAUCAACUAGAAGUCAAGUUAUUAUUUGUUGCUCUUACAACUGGAAUCGAUGACAAGACUUUUGUCACAUAGUGUACGGACAACGAGCAACGCAUGGCUUUAAUGGGAAUGAAGUGAAUGCUGCCGUUUUAAUUGCUUACAAGCCAAUAUAAAGUGAAAGCAUAAUUCUCUUGAAAAGCUCUUGCAAUUAUAUCACAUUUGAGAUCGGCUCUUUAAGGCUACUUUUACUUCAUAGAAAGAUUAAAAAUGGGGAGGAAGGAAGAUAGGGAGAAAUACAGGAAAAUACUUAAAAGGGAUGAUAGAGGGAUAGAAUGGUAAAAUACGGGUGAAUCCAGGAAAAGCGGGAAUGUUGACAGGUAUGAUUUCUUCUGUUAAAGACAAAAGAAGAUAUUUGAAAAAUGCUGGUUGCUGGCACCAGUCAGCUUCCAUAGUAGAGGAAAAAAUACUUAGGAAAGUCAAUGGGUGGCAGCAACCAGCAAGUAUCUUCUUUUGUGUUCAGCUGAAGAAAGAAACUCAAGUUUAAAACCACAUGAGGGAGAGUAAAUAAUGAGGUCAUUUUCAGGUGGACUAUACGAGGUGUGAACAGGGCCAAAAUGCAGCAUUUUGUUGACUAGUUGGUAAACAAUGUAGAUAAGGAAAACAAACGGUUGUUCUGAGAUUGUCUGUCUGUUAUUUAUUGGUUGGGUUAUGAGCAGUUAUUUUUAUUUAGUUUUUAUUUUUGACUACAGCACCAUCCAGCCUGAUCUCAUGAGAAAACGUAAGUAUUUUACGUUUUGUCAGUUUGGUGGCUAAUUCAUACGAGUUCAGUCGUACGAAAUUGUACGAUUUUAAAAAGGAGGCGUGGCACCCAACCCCACCCCUAAACCCAACCAUCAUUGGGGGAUGAGCAAAUCCUACUAAAUUGUACGAAUUAGAUCACACAACUUCAUACGAAUUAGCCACUAAAUCAAAAAGUUACGAAUCUCAAAUCCAUAUACAUCCCAGAAAUGCUUCAAACUCUACCUCUUCACACAUUUACUGUCGUGAUUCCUCUCUCGCAUUACUUCAAGGUUGAUUUACAAUACUUUCAUGUGCCUGAGAUUGGUUGCAGAAUGAGGUGCCGUAUGGACUGUAGCUCUUUGUGGCAUUAAUGGAGCUCCAUUCAGAAAACAUUUGUUAGUCACUCGCUCCGCAGUCUACAUUUGUAUAUGCCUACCCAAAAUAAAUUUCAGGACCACAAGAGUUUACUUUAACAAAAUCUGUGUCCUCCCUGAAAAUAAACACAACUGCAGUGCAAACAGACUCGUUUUCCUUCAAUAUUUCUCCAUUGACUUAUCUAGAGGUUUGCACAAAUCCUCUUGGUUUUAAGAGAUGUUUUACGGUGGGGUUCUGAAUGUCUAAUGGUUUUCAUUUCAUCUACUCUCACCUCUAAACAAGACUAGGAUUUAAAAAAGAAUAAAUGUGUAUAUAUAUAGAGACUUUGAAAUGUGACUUUUAUAUGUAAGAGCAGAUUCCGCCAUUUUAUCGAGUCAGUAUAUUUUUGAUAGUAUUUUAUUACCAUUAGCAGUUUGGCGAUAGUUACGUAAGAUGGAUUGACGAUGCAUUGUCACAAUCUAGUUUGAUUUCUUGUGUGUUCAUGCUGCUUACCAUACAAGCUGUAUCAAUCUUCUUCAUUUUGCCUGGCAUGUUACAGUUAGCACAAGCAUGUCUUAAUUUUGUUUUUACACAGCGACGAUCUUUUGGAGAAAAAUGCCUUCGUUCAAUCAUGUUUGUUCGUUAUGUUGAUUUUCUUAUUUUUUAUUAUUGAGUUUUAUAGCAAUAAUCCACAUGCUUUUUUGUUUUGCUCUUUGUUCUUCGCCAUGGUGGUAAAUGCUGGCUUCACAAUAGUUAAUUGUAUGUAGCGAUGGUCUGGGAAAUCCACCAAUUGUUUUGAAGAGUCGACUUGAGACAUGGGGGAUUUUUUUUUUUUUUUUUUUUAAGUGUCAGAACAGUAAAAGAGAAUGAAAAUCAUGUGUGUAGCUUUAGCACUCACUAUAAAGGGACCCCAAUGUAUAUACUUUCUUAUUACCAUGAAAUAAACUAUGGUCUUGAAAGUGCCUCAAA
Molecule: messenger RNA, 5651 nt
Organism: Danio aesculapii
Lineage: Eukaryota; Metazoa; Chordata; Actinopteri; Cypriniformes; Danionidae
Gene: golph3a
Product: golgi phosphoprotein 3a
Exons: 4
Coding region: 217-1104 (295 amino acids)
Biological process (GO): Golgi vesicle budding; Golgi organization; retrograde vesicle-mediated transport, Golgi to endoplasmic reticulum
Cellular component (GO): trans-Golgi network; cytosol; Golgi cisterna
Molecular function (GO): phosphatidylinositol-4-phosphate binding
Source: RefSeq, a predicted model, not a curated record